Messenger RNA from Pocillopora verrucosa, 1365 nucleotides. NCBI's taxonomy places the organism in Eukaryota, Metazoa, Cnidaria, Anthozoa, Scleractinia, Pocilloporidae. The record is from RefSeq and is a predicted model, not a curated record.
AUGGAGGCGACAGUGGAAACUUUGAACAUCAAAGUUAUGCAACUCAACAUGACAGUGGCAGAGACGAACGCCGUUUUAGAGGCAGGGAAACCCGAACCAAUUGAGAGGCAGCUUGCGACUCUUAAGGCCAUCACAGCAGAAAUUGAUCGGAUGCGACUCCACGUAGAAGCCAAAAAAUUAGCGGCCGAAGAAGAGAUCGCCGAUAUUCAAACGUGGAACGCCCACCUGGACGCGAAGGUUGAAGAAGCAGACAACGAAGUUGUGAAGUACCUGGAAUUGCAAAUGGAGCUCCAAGCUACGCAGACUAGCCAACACCCGCUUCACACUAACACGUCAAGCGACAUCCAAGCCAAGUUUGACGGCACCUUCAUGGACUGGCCACGAUUUUGGGGAAAGUUUAGCGAGACCAUCGACAAAACAAGCGUCGCGCCGAUAACGAAAUUCUCAUACCUACGAGAACUGCUCGACUUCAAAGUAAAACGAACAAUAGAGGCGUUACCCUUCACGUCAGAGGGAUACAAUCGCGCAAAGAGCAUAUUAGUAGAAAAGUACGGUAAAGAGUCUGAGAUCGUGAAGGCAUACACUAGAGAAAUUUUGGACAUUCCUUCAGUACCAAACGCGAAUCCAAAGAAAAUCAGCGAAUUCAGCGAGAAAUUAACAUAUUACGUGCAGGCCUUGCAGACGCUUAAGAAACUCGAGCAAGUCAAUGGGGCGGUGUCCAUGACGCUAGACAAAUUGCCAGCCAUCCGCGGAGACCUCGUUCGAACAGAUCCAGAUUGGGAGAGCUGGGAUUUGGCUGGUCUUUCCGAAGCAAUUCGACUGUGGGUGAGACGGAACCCGGCGGAAACAACACGAACUGAGCGCGAACAAGAGCAAUCAGCCAAAAGAUUUACACGCCCAACCAAAAUUUAUCAUGCGCGUCGAGAACUCCCUGGACCUCGUGGUUGUGUAUACUGCGGCGAAGAUCACAGACCUGUGGAAUGCACAAAGAUUAAGGGCCUGUCAGAUCGCAGACAAAUUUUACUAAAUAAGCGUUUAUGUUUCAAUUGUGUGUCUGGGAACCACCGCGCGUUCUAUUGUCCGAGCAAAUCAGCCUGUCAACGCUGCCAUAAGCGUCACCACACGUCGAUUUGUGACACACCAAACCCGACAAGCCAAGUUAACCAGCCACCAGCACAUGGGGUCGCUUUGACAACAAACCAAACUGGAGAGGGUCUGUUCCCAGUAGUCAUCAUAGAGGUCAACGGAAUUAAAUGCAGAGCGCGUAUCGAUUCUGGAGCUGGCAGUUCGUACGUGUCGGCAAAGCUGAUCGAACUACUUCGCUUAAAGCCAACCGAUGUCCAGACAAAACGAUCGAUAUGCUGA